ACACAGCUACGGAGGUCAUGGCUUGCCGGAGAGGAUUAACUAAUGUUAUUACAUUGUCUAAAUUAACGAAAAAAGUUUCGAUUAGUAAGCAUUAUUAGGGUUAUACCUUUUCAAUAAUUAUAUUCUAAAAGUUCAAAAUGCUAACGAUUUUGCACAAAAGUAUACAUAGUAGAUACAGUGAUCGAUAUUACAUUUUAGGCAAUCAGUACCGAACAUAUCUAUCACCAAGUUAUACGUGCACGAAUUCAUGGGCCAAACGAUUGGAAACCCCUAUAUUAAAAGAUAUCAGCACUGAGGAUUUCGCCCUCAAGAUUCAAUCAAAACUAGACAAGGGAAUUCGAAUUGCAUCUGUCGAUAUGGAUAUAUUGGCUAACAAAUUGGAGCUAAUCGAUACUAUGCAAUUGGAUUAUAUGGAAACAUUAUUCUAUAAAUUUCGUCAUACAGCUGAAGCAGUUCAUGUAAAAGAAUCAACUAAUCAUGCCUUUAUUAGAGCACUUAUUAAAUUUGGGGAAUUUGAAAGAUUAUUCAAAAUCUUACAAGAUCCAAUCAAUUAUGGAAUCUUUCUUGAUGAUUUUACAAGCAGUCAACUCUUAGAUCAUUUUAUUGUCAAUGAAGAUUUUCAUAGCGCUGCUCAGGUUGCUUAUCAAUUAAUGCUCCAAGAAGAAUUUUCUCAUCCUAUUAGUCGAAUUUUGUCUCUGCAUGGCUGUGAUCAACACUGGAGAAAACACGACUUUUCAGCUACAAAUGAAAAUGACGUUGAAGAUAAGAACGAUGAUGAAGAAGAGGAAGAAUGGAUCAGAGUAGGGUUUAUAACGCCUCCAUGGUUUGACGGUCAUUUUGACAUAAAAAAUGAACAGUGGCUAUUAGGAAAAACCUUCACAUAUUUAGGAAGAGAAAUCGAAAGCAUACUUGGUAGAAGUUAUCAACUAAUAGGACAUGGCUUAUUUGAAAAAUUUGAUCAAGGUUUAGAAUUAUUAAAGGCAGAUAAUAGUGAAAAAGUUGUUGCUAUAGAAGCGAUGGAAGCUUUUAAAAUCCUACUUGAGAAUUGCCCGACUAAAGAGGAUCCUCCAAAAAAAGAUUUGGGAGUUGUUAAAUUAGAAGACGUUAUACCUUACGUCCGGCCUGAAGAAAAAGAAAUAUAUAUUCAAGAAUUUAAUAAAAUAUAUAAUAACCUCAAAUUAGAAGGUAAACUAGAAGAUCUGGAUUUGGAGAAGGAAGUUAAAAAAUUGAUGGAAAAUACAAUAGCCCAAACUGAGGCAUACGACAUUGAAAAACAGGAAAAGCUAUAUAAAAAUUGGAAUGAGAUAAGAGAGGAAUCUCUUAAAAAAGAAAUAGAAGCAAUGAAAGUAGAUCAGGAGAAGAAAGAAAUAGCUGAGAAACUAAUUCAAUUGCAAAAUAGAGAAGAAAAGUUAUCUUAUUUUGAACAAUUAGAGAAAAUUAAACUAGGUAUUCAAAGAGGUCCGAAAAUUGUACCUAUAACCGAAGUUAAAGAAGAAGAGGAAUUUGUUGCUGCUCCUGGAGAAAGAGGUCGUAAAAAACAGUAA
Dimorphilus gyrociliatus is the source of this 1544-nucleotide messenger RNA. NCBI's taxonomy places the organism in Eukaryota, Metazoa, Annelida, Polychaeta, Dinophilidae. The record is from the annotation of a GenBank genome assembly.